This is a messenger RNA of Alligator sinensis (Chinese alligator), 1591 nucleotides long. RefSeq names its product sialophorin (gene SPN). The coding region runs from base 371 to 1591 and encodes 406 amino acids. NCBI's taxonomy places the organism in Eukaryota, Metazoa, Chordata, Crocodylia, Alligatoridae. The record is from RefSeq and is a predicted model, not a curated record. The transcript is spliced from 3 exons.
GGAGGCAUGGGCCGGGGGGCCUGACAGGGUGCCCCUCCCGCCCCCAUAGCAGAGCCCCUCACUCCCAAUCCGCAUUCCCCCCUGCAGCGAUGCCCCUCACUCCCGACCUACAGCUCCCCUCUCCCAGCAACCCCGGGACACCACUUCCUGCCCACUCGACCUUGCACCACUUCCUGCCCCUCCCUGCUCUGCGACACCUACCCUGCUUCUGCCAUCGUGGGGCAACUGUUGCAGGCAGCGUCGGGCACGGAGACCUCAGGAGACGGCCCCCCGGCCCCCAGACCUCCACCGGGCCCGACAUUGAGGACCUCCCUCCCCUGCCCCGGCCACGAGGUUCCUCAGCGGCCAAUCCUAGUUGCUCGCGGCUCCCAUGGCUGGGUCCACCCGUCCCAUGAUGCUUGUCGCCAUGGUGAUCAUUGCCACCGCCCUCUUUUCCCUGGUGAGUGGCACGUCGGUUCCACGCAUUAAGUCCGCUGUCAACAAGACUGAGAGCUCCAGGAUCACUGAGACGAGCGAUGUGGAGGGCACCAAGAUGGCGACAGAGGACUCGAGCCCUACCCAGAAUCCAUUGCCUACUUCCACAGGGGUUUCCAAGAUGGCCGAUGACACCAACGUGACCACCGUGUCUCCGUCCCCCACGGCUGGGCCUGCUUCCACAAUACCCAGCUCCACUUCAACCCCGUUGUCACCCUGGGAGGAAACCCAGAUACUGGAGAGCUCUACCCAGAAUCCUUCGCAUGAUGCCAUGGGGGCUCCUACAGCGCCCGAAGAAUCUCCUACGGCCAACCAAUCCGAGCUCUCCACCUACCUGAACUUGACCAAGAUGACCAUCCACACGUUGCCCCAGGAAGUGGACUUGAAGGGGGCAGACAACAAAACCAACUCUACCCAGAAACCUCGCAGGCCCGAAGGCGCUCCGACGAUGGCUACCACGACCAGGUCCAAGAUGGCCACCUUGACCUCGACCCCAGGGGAGCAAACUAAGAUGGCGCCAGUGAGCUCUACCCACAAGCCAUUGAGCGAUGGCGGGAGCUCUCCCAAGAUGGCUGCCGCCACCACAGUGGCAACCGGGAGCCCCAGCCCAGUCGGCAAGGGCAAGGCCAAGAGGCUGAGCACCACGAUGCCGACCACGCCCUCCACCACCGGCAGCCAUCUUGGAGGGAUGUCGCUGAGGCCGACCCCGGUGACUGCUGGCGUUACCUGGGCGAGUCCCCAUGCUGCCCGGAGCGCGUCCUGGGUGCUCCCCGUGGUGGUGGUGGUGGUGCUGCUCGCCCUUGUCCUAUUGGCCGCUGCCUUGUGCUGGCGGCGGCAGCAGCGCUCGGGCUCCACCAGCUUCGCGGGGCAGCAGUGGGCGGGGCCAGUCCCACUGCCUGAGGAGGGCGGGGCUGGGGGCGGAGCGGAGCAGGGGGCGGAGCUCCAGGCAGGGGUGGGGCUGGAGCCGGGCCCGGCCCUGAGCACCUUCAAGGGGCGCAGCCCAUCGGCCGAGGUGGCCCUGCAGGAGUUGCCCCCGGCGGCCAUAUCCAAGAUGGCGGAAGCCACCAUGGUUGCCAUGGGAAUCCAAAAUGGGGAAGGGAGUUGGGGGCCAUCUUAG